Molecule: messenger RNA, 2201 nt
Organism: Sycon ciliatum
Lineage: Eukaryota; Metazoa; Porifera; Calcarea; Leucosolenida; Sycettidae
Product: flotillin-1-like
Exons: 15
Coding region: 182-1462 (426 amino acids)
Biological process (GO): positive regulation of cell junction assembly; protein kinase C signaling; regulation of receptor internalization
Cellular component (GO): cytoplasmic vesicle; flotillin complex; plasma membrane
Source: RefSeq, a predicted model, not a curated record
AGCUGAGGAAUGUGAGAGUGUGAUGCUUCUUCGCUGACUGUUUUGGCAUCCCUGGUUGAGAGAGGCAGUGGCUCUAGACAUCUACCUCACUGUUGUUGGCUUCGUCUAUUCUCAUAAUUUUGGGUACUGUAUCAUCAAGGAUUCUGAACGACUUUCCUGUGUUGGCUACUUGUUCGUAGCCAUGCCUGGCUGGGAAACAUGCGGGCCCAACGAAUGUAUGGUCGUGUCAGGGUGCUGCCACAGUCCUCCGCUCAUGGUACCUGGUGGUCGGGUGUUUGUGUGGCCAUACAUUCAGAAAGUUCAAAAAUUGUCUCUGAACACACUGACCCUGACCAUUGACAGCAAUAAGGUCUACACUAAGCUUGGUGUGCCUAUCUCUGUAAUCGGUAUCGCCCAGGUGAAGAUCCAGUCCAACAACCGUGAUAUGUUAGCUACAGCAUGUCAACAGUUUCUCGGCAAGCCGCCGAGCGUGGUGCAGGACAUUGUACUGCAAACCUUGGAGGGUCACCAACGCGCCAUUAUGGGAACAAUGACAGUAGAGGAAAUAUAUUCAGAUCGGCAAAAGUUUUCCAAUCAAGUGUUUGAGACUGCCUCUGCUGACUUUGUCAACAUGGGCAUUUCUAUUAUCAGUUACACGAUGAGGGACGUUCACGAUGAUAUUGGAUAUUUAAGUGCGCUGGGUAAGGCACGUACCGCAGAGGUAAAGCGUGAUGCUCAGAUUGGUGAAGCUAGUGCUGCUCGAGAUUCUGGUAUAAAGUCAGCACGUGCAGAACAGCAACAGCUGGCAUCACAGUUUGAGAAUGACAUUGAAGUGGCACGGGCCCAGCGCGACUUUGAUCUCAAGAAGGCAGCUUACGACAGGGAAGUGAAUACGAAGAAAGCUGAAUCGGAUCUAGCUCAUUCGCUGCAAACUGCCAAAACCCGUCAGCAAAUUGAGGAAGAGAAGAUGCAGGUUAAGGUUAUUGAACGUCAACAAGCCAUCAGUGUUCAAGACCAGGAAAUUCAACGUCGUCAGCGAGAAUUAGAAGCCAGCGUCAAGAAGCCUGCUGAUGCUACUCGAUACAAGAUGCAAACCCUGGCUGAGGCUGAGAGGAAACGCAUUGUCCUGGAGGCCGAAGCUGAAGCUGAAGCAAUUCGGGUGCGUGGUGAAGCUGAAGCCUUUGCCAUUGAAGCAAAGGCAAGCGCUGAAGCCGAGCAGAUGGCCAAGAAGGCGGAUGCCUGGAAAGAAUACCAGGAUGCAGCCAUGGUGGACAUGGUCCUGGAAACCCUGCCCAAGGUGGUUGCUGAAGUGUCUGCCCCGCUUGCCAAGGCCAAGCAUGUAGUGAUGAUAUCCGGUGGCGAUGGUGAAAUUGGUGCUGCCAAGAUGACCAAGGAAGUGCUGGACAUUGUCAAUUUAUUGCCAGAAACUGUGCAACGACUGACUGGUGUAGAUGUCUCAAAGGUGAUCAAGGCGACAGCAUAAAGACCCAGCUCUUCUUUGCGUGCUGACAACAAUCACGUUGUGUCACUGCAUCUACUAUACCGUAUUCGUUUUUUCUUCUUCUUGCCAGUACCCAUGCAUACUCGUGUGCGUGUGUGUGCAAAUAAUUGGCAAACCUUUGUGUCCGUUACCAUAGUUGGGAACCUUGAAAACUAACAGUUGUACAGUAGCAAUCAUGAGUAGGUAGGAAAUUUGUUUGCUCCCCUGUAAGCUGUAGAGGUCACAUUAUGUUCUUAGGGGUUUCCCCCAGUCAUGCCAUCCUUCCUGUGGUACCACUUUCUACCCUACUCCGAAGUAUUUUCAACAUAGGUUACUGCUUUCCGUGUAUCUCGGCUUCUACUGCUAGGUUUUCCCCCAGCUCAUGCUAUAAAGCCCAUCUGUUUACUGCCUAUACGAGGACUGGGAAAUAGUUUUGCUGAUCUCUGUGUUCUACGUGGAGAUUCAACAAAUUUUACGUACUUUUUAGUGUACAAGUCAAGUGGCAGUAUGCGGCGCUGGCAUUCUGCUGUCCUAUGCUCGACUUGUAUUCCAGUACUGUUUUAUGAUUUUAUGCUUGUUAGACAUCUUAGGUUUGGUUGUGUAUGUGUCUGUGAUAGUUUUGUCAGUGAUGCUGAUGCUAGAAGAACUGUUCCUUUUUUUACCUUCUCUUUCUAUCCUUUUUCAACGUAGAGUAGGUUGGCAGCAAUUUGCUGUUUGUUUACUAUACGCUUUUUCAAGCACA